AUUUAUUAAUAACCAUGAGGCAAUGGCUGAGAUUUGUCAGCAAAAUACAAUGCCAUCAGCGGACAUGUUUGGAUGGAGUGAGACAGAAGAUGCCCAUGAGGGAACUCAGGAACUUUGUGACAAGGUGAGUUUCCUCACUGGCCCAUCUCAGGUUUCCAUGGUCAAACAUAACUUGCAGGCACUGAGACUUUGCCAUAUAUAGGUAGGCAUUUACUUAAGGCAGACAUAGAGUUUUAAACUAACUAUAGAGGAUGCAUAAUCCUAAAAAUACAUACUAUCAAUAUCAGAGGGGACGUGACCGCUGGGUCCCCUGUGGAGGUUACGCGAAUGCCCUGGAGGAGGAAAUUUCUUUUGUACAUAUAGUGCUUAUGAGAUUGCAAAAUAAAUGUUCAGCAAACGAGGACAUAAACUGAUACUAGUCCUGUCUGACAACUUUACGGUAUAAAGCACAAAGAAUAACGGCAUGAAGGGUCUACAGGAUUAGGAAUCCUAACCUUAGGAACCAUGCAUGUCUUUACAAGAUUUUAUGCCAGUCCAACUGUCAGUUGCUAAAAUAUUUUAAUCCAUAGGGUAGGCAGGGAUAGGCGAGGUUGGCUAUCAACCCAGCUGAAGGACUUCAUUGCCCUCUUGUGGUGAAAACAGUUUCAUACCCUUUUUCCACUAAACUGUCUCUGGAGAAAUCUUUGAAACUGACAGCUGCCAUUUUUAAUUUAAGCAGUGCAUCAAUUGUUUGUCCCAGUGAGCUAAGGGGGAAAGAAAUUUCAAAAUCUGUAACUUCAUCACAAUAUAACAUCUAUGAGACCCGAGGACGCUUUGCAUCAUAGAUGAGACAAUACUAAACAACAUUAAAAAAAAAAGCAAACAAAUACAAGAGACGAAUCUUGGUGCAGCGGCAGACUUGAUCAUUUUGCUCCUAUAAGGGGUUUUAAUGGAGCAUAUUUUUAUUAGUCUUUAAAUUUUAGAUCUGGAUGACACAAUGAAGGUCUGAAUGGUAAGAUGCAAAAACAUUCGUUAGUUUUUAUUAAAUCCUCAGGUAGACUUUGAAAUGGCAAUUAUACGAGAGAAAAAAAGCUGACUACAAUCAUAUGGGGGUUGUGGUUACACAUGCAGCUCCACCCAACAUGCAGGGGAGCCACCUGGUUUAUUCAGAGGCGGUUACUCUGUAUAAAUACAUGUAUAUGUGAUGAACAGUCUUGAGACGCAUACAGGCAGACAGUUGGCUUCUCAGUUAACUUUGACGGACCGUGAAACAAUGGCUGAGGUUCCUGUACAACUAAUUCAAAACCAAGAAGAGCUGAUGGGAUGGGGUGAGAUAAGGGACGCCCAUGAGGAAACUCAGGAGACUUGUGACAAGGUGAAGAGUGAAGUGGUGAAACAAACAGGUCUGGACUUUGCAGAAUUCAAAGCAGUGAAAUACAGGCAUCAGUGUAUGUGUGGAGCAGAAAACCUGGUGAUCAAGAUUAAAGUCGGAGAAGCAGAAUAUAUUCAUCUGAAUGUCCGUCAUGUAACUGGGGUUUUAGGGGCGGACAAAAUCCCUCCAUCUGUGAAAGGCAUAAAGCAGAACAAAACCAUGGAUGACCUCCUCGAAAUUUUUCAUUAACUGAUCCUACAACCUGUUUCGGCAGUGAACCACUUUUAAAGACUAAUGUCUUUUAUGAAAAUGCUUUGCUUCUUUAUUCUGACAUGAUUUGACUUUGAAUGCAUUAACACAGAGAGAUAAAGACAUUUGGUGAUGGAAAGCAGCAGAAUGAAUGCACCACCUUCUAAAGACAUAAUAAAGAUUAUAUAACAUUUAAAA
Molecule: messenger RNA, 1798 nt
Organism: Plectropomus leopardus (leopard coralgrouper)
Lineage: Eukaryota; Metazoa; Chordata; Actinopteri; Perciformes; Serranidae
Source: RefSeq, a predicted model, not a curated record